AUGGCACCGAAAGCGAAAGCCGCAUCUGGGAAGCAGGCCCCGGCCCCGGCCCCAGCCCCAGCCCCAGCCCCAGCCCCAGCCCCCGCGCCUGCCCCCGCCGCCCCGCCUGCCCCGGCCCCUCCAGGUGCUCCUGCUGCCCCCGGCGCCCCUGGCGCCCCACCUGCCGGGCCUGCAGAGCCGCCAGAACCUCUUCAGACGCCCGAAGAACUGGCGUUUUACGCCCCGAGUUACGUGUGUUUGACCGUCUUUGCUGUAAUUUUAUUCCCUCCCAUGGGACUUCUCGCUGCAUACUUCUGUAGCAAGGGCUGGACUUAGAAACCCACAUCUACUCUCCCAUCCCUACAGACCAUGAAUGCUAACAAGAAGAGCAGAUGGGAAGAGGCUUACAUUAAUUCAGGCCGAACUGGUUGGCUGGAUGUAUUCGCCAUACUCACCGGUUUAAGUAUACUUUACUACUAUUGCCUUUUUGAGUGA
Messenger RNA from Loxodonta africana (African savanna elephant), 474 nucleotides. It is a transcript of the gene PMIS2, whose product is annotated as PMIS2 transmembrane protein. The transcript has 2 exons. Gene Ontology annotation, cellular component: membrane; intracellular membrane-bounded organelle. Lineage: Eukaryota; Metazoa; Chordata; Mammalia; Proboscidea; Elephantidae. The record is from RefSeq and is a predicted model, not a curated record.